AUGACCCUCAGCAGCUGCCAAAAACUAUGGAGAACUUGCAUCCCUCGAUCGAUCCCAUCAGGAACGACCACCACGCACUUGGGCCCCUACUCUUCGCCCUGGGCUUGCCCAGCCAACCCUCGAACUGGUCGAUCGGCUAGCUUCUCGUCUCACCCGACCCACUAUUCUGAAAACGAGCAGAACAAAAUGACCUUAUCCAAACUCGUCGAAAAGGAAGUCAAAGCAAAACCUCUCAAUUCUCUUCCCACCUUCGGUUCUCAAUGGGGCAAAUACUUCAGCGAUGGAAGUCGUCGAUUAUCUUUCAAUCCUAACCAAGUCUUGAAACCUUCGGACUUGCAACUAGAGAACCUAAUCCAUCCAGCGGACCGCGAGAGCCGGAAACCACGACCGGUCAUUCGACGGCCGCCGACGAAGAGCGAAGUGCGACUCACGGACCCGUUCCUAUACUAUAACAUCAACAUCCUCAACGAACCCUACAAUCCCGACCUGCUCGCUAACUUCAUCACCCCGCUCGGGCGGAUCAAGAAACGCGCGCUCACCGGCCUCUCCAAGGGUAACCAGAAAAAGGUCUCAAAGGCUAUACGAAGAGCUCGCUGUAUGGGCUUCCUCCCUUACUUCGGCAAACCUCUAGAGAGAUACUCUGAGGACCAUCAACAAAGAAGAGACGGCCCUGGUGUCGAUUUACCUCCUUUUGCUCGAUGA
Puccinia triticina is the source of this 702-nucleotide messenger RNA. RefSeq lists its product as uncharacterized. The record is from RefSeq and is a predicted model, not a curated record. The transcript has 3 exons. Gene Ontology annotation, biological process: mitochondrial translation. Lineage: Eukaryota; Fungi; Basidiomycota; Pucciniomycetes; Pucciniales; Pucciniaceae. Gene Ontology annotation, cellular component: ribosome; mitochondrial small ribosomal subunit. Gene Ontology annotation, molecular function: small ribosomal subunit rRNA binding; structural constituent of ribosome. Bases 1 to 702 code for a protein of 233 amino acids.